AUGGCCUCCAACACCAGCUCUCUCUUCGGAGGGGGUGGUCUUGGGACGUCGACAGCUCCACAGUCGAACGGUUCGAACAGUCUCUUUGGUGCAAAUAAAUCGACUGCGAGUCCUUUCACCAAUCUCUCUGCUCCGAGCACACAAAAUGCGCAAACAUCGUCUCUGUUCGGGGGUCAAACGCAGGCCCAGCAACAAACCGCUCAAGGCCCGAUCUUGGGACAAACCCAAGUAAGCAACCCACAACAUGGUCCUUCAACACAACCUGCAUUUUUCAACAGCCUGUUGGAACGCGGUAAAAAGCGACCAUUGUCUUUGGCGGUUCAAAACAACAACUUUGAAGACGUCCCCAGCCUUCAGUUAGGCCUGGAUGAUAUUCGAAGGAAAGCGCGAGAGCUAGGCGCUGGGGGACAAAAGGAUACUCCAAACAGCAAGAACAGCAAAGCGCACUAUCUGCUUGCAGCUUCCGGUAUAUCUCCUGGUCGAGCAUUGCGCGACCUCAAAUCAAUGGAUCCCCAGGUAUCUUUAGCGGUACCGGCAAAAGAGCCAGAUCACUUCGACCCAGAUAACCAGAGAUUCUUGCGAAAUAUCCAGCAACGGGGUCGACAAGUGAUGAUCGCAGAGGGUCUCAACAGAGCCCAGCGGGACUUCGAUGCUUUUCUGGAAGAGAAGGUUGACAUGGACUGGGAGGAUCAACGUCAAACAAUAUUUCAGCACUUCGGGCUUGACCAGUCUGGUGUCGGUACAUUAAGAUCCGGUGCAUUCGGGCGAUCGGCAAGACAAUCCAAGCAAGCCAUUUAUCCCAGACCUUCCGCGUCCAACCGAAGCGUGUUUGGGCGCUCGGGUCUUGAAAAGUCGGUCAUUGGCACACCUGGAGCCGGCUUGGCAAGUCGUCAGAUAUUUGGAGAUUCAGCAGAGCGGAAUGAAGGAACUGCACCUCACUCGCCCGAUCUCAGGUUCCAACGGGAAAAGAUGGGCAACUAUGCCGAGAAAGUUCAGCAGUUGAAUCUCGCCAGACUCCAAGGGAAAUGCUAUCCUAUACUUGAUGAGUUCUCAUAUGUUGAAUUGCAAGCUGGCGGUGAUGUACCUCGACAACUGUUCAAUGCGUACCAAGCCUUGAUAAGGAUUGUACACGAGAAUCCAAACAUCGUCAACCCAUCAGAGCCGGGGGCAAUUCAAGAGCGCCAUUACGCCAAAGAUUAUCUCGAAGAAUCCUCCAAAUCCCUCAAAGCCAUCGGUCUCAGAAAACAGAUUCUUGAAGGCUCAAGGAGUUUCCUUGAAAACAUAUUUUUCGAUGAAGUAGAGACUGCCAUUGCCAAAAAUCCGCGUGAAGCACAGCUGGGAGGAAUUCCAACUGUGAUCAACAAAAUUCGCGCUUACAUCCGUCUUCAAGCUGCCAGAAAGGACCUGGCACCUGACGGUACUGAGCUACAGAUGGUGAAUCAAGACUAUUGCUGGAUUCUUAUCUUCUAUCUUCUCCGGUGUGGAUUUGUGGCUGAAGCAGCCGAGUACGUGAGUCGGGACAGCGGGUUCCGAUCUUUAGAUCACAAGUUCGUGACCUACAUGACAACCUUCGCGCAAAGUAGGAGAUUACCUCGAGACCUGCAGCAAAAGAUCAAUGGCGAGUUUCAGCAACGUUCACGGAACGCACCUGAAAACACAGUCGAUCCUUACCGGAUGGCAUGCUACAAGAUCAUUGGUCGGUGUGAUCUGUCCCGUCGUCGUUUGGAUGGUGUGAAACAAACUGUUGAGGAUUGGAUGUGGCUCCAAUUCAGUCUUGCAAGAGAGGAUGACCGCGCAGAAGAGGUUGCAGGUGACGUCUUCGGUCUGGAAGACAUUCAGACCGAUAUCCAAGAGAUUGGCCAAAGAGUUUUCGUCAAGGGCAACGAUGGACCUGGUGGCUAUGGAACUUAUUUCCUCCUGCAAAUUCUGGGAGGAAUGUUUGAACAGGCUGUGCAUUAUCUCGGCACCUAUGCUCCAGUCACUGCUGUUCAUUUUGCCAUCGCCCUGUCUUAUUAUGGACUAUUGCGCGUGUCUGACUUUUACACUUCCGGUGAAGAAAUUCUUUCCUUUACAGUCAAACAAUACCCCCAGAUCAAUUUCGGGUAUCUCUUAACCCAAUACACCCGGGAAUUCCGCACUGGAUUUGUUGAAGCUGCCAUUGAUUAUUUCACAUUAAUCUGCCUCAAUGCGGAUCUGCCAGGUGCUUUGGGCAAAUCGCAGGCAUCAGUCUGCCAUGAGGCCUUGCGAGAGUUUAUUCUAGAAACCAGGGACUUUGCUAAAUUGCUCGGCGAUAUCCGAGCAGAUGGUACUCGCCUUAAGGGUGCCAUUGAGCAACGUCUUGAUUUGAUCAAACUUGUUGACCAGCAAGAAUUUUUGAAGACUAUUACGGUUCAAGCUGCCGCCGUAGCAGACGAUAAGGGAUUGAUUACAGAUGCCGUGCUUUUGUAUCACCUGGCUGAGAACUAUGACCGUGUCAUUGACAUCAUCAACCGCGCGUUGUCGGAUGCAAUCGCGGUAGAGCUAGGUGGUGCUAUGCCGAAGCUGCAACCUUUGCGUCCCAGAGGCGGCGAAGCCGGCGAGGGAAUGGAAGCCGGAAGCAGCCUUAGCUUGACUUCCGUCGACGAUCCAGGCGUGCUUGCAAAGAACAUGAUCAGUCUUUAUGACUCGGACAGAAUGUAUUAUGGACAAAUCCGGCAAGUCAACCGUGAUGCUUGUGGGUUACUGCUCCGUAUGAUGGAGGCCAAGACCCAAGUUGAAGCUGGCAGAUGGGCGCCAGCACUCGAUGCUAUCAAUGCUUUGAAUGUUCUUCCCUUGCAAGCGCAAGGCUCCGUGUCGUACAUUCGAAGCACAGCCCAGGCAUUCUCAUCUUUGCCGCCCAUCAUUUCACGCAAUGUCGGGCAUGUUAUCAUGUGGAGCAUCACAUGUAUUGGCUACGAACGCCAAAAGCGAGCCUUUGGGAUGUACGACAGUGAAGUGCGCCAGGGAUUGGCGGAUACUUUGCUUGUCAUGGCUAAAGAUCUCAUGGUUUUCUCGGGAAUGGUUAAAUACAAGUUGCCGCCACGAGUCUAUGAGACUCUAGCGCGUGCCGGGGCGGAUAUCGGAGCAUAUUAG
Penicillium paradoxum is the source of this 3111-nucleotide messenger RNA. RefSeq names its product linker nucleoporin NIC96 (gene nic96). Gene Ontology annotation, biological process: poly(A)+ mRNA export from nucleus; protein import into nucleus. Lineage: Eukaryota; Fungi; Ascomycota; Eurotiomycetes; Eurotiales; Aspergillaceae. Gene Ontology annotation, molecular function: structural constituent of nuclear pore. Gene Ontology annotation, cellular component: nuclear pore. The record is from RefSeq and is a predicted model, not a curated record. The transcript is spliced from 5 exons. The coding region runs from base 1 to 3111 and encodes 1036 amino acids.